Molecule: messenger RNA, 1391 nt
Organism: Heterocephalus glaber (naked mole-rat)
Lineage: Eukaryota; Metazoa; Chordata; Mammalia; Rodentia; Bathyergidae
Source: RefSeq, a predicted model, not a curated record
AUGAUGGAGCAGAGGUGGCACUUGCGGCCAAGGGUACAUGAGCCAGUGGCCAAGUGUUUCGCAAAGCACAAGAGCAAGCUGAUUCAGUUCUCCAUCUCCCUGGAUGGCCGGCGUUGGAUAUUCGUGAGGGAAGAUCUGGACGACUUCAGGAAAGGUUGUCCACAUUCUGAGGGUCUGAUCAUUCGCGGCACCAAGGAGGCCUUUAUUCCUAUGGUCGCUCACAGAGUCCCCCAGCCUGGCACCAAAAACAGCCAGAGAAAGCCCAAAGAUGCAAGCCUGUGCUCCACACUGUCUUCAGCCCAGCUAGCACGUAAGACAUUCAUGCACGACCUCCAGGCCUGCCUGGCCCAGAAAUCUUCAGCUCUCUACUCGACUCUGGAAGAAGACGUCCCUGCAGACCUCUUGCUAACGGUGCUCAAAGUGCUGGACCCGGACCGGAAGCUGGAGGACACAUGGAAUUAUUGCGAGGGCCUCAGGGAAGGAACCAAGAAACCCACCAAGUUUUCCAAACAAGGUAGUCCAAAAGGCUUCCCUAUAUUUCCCAAGAUUUCCAAGCCACGUCGAUACAGCUUGCUUCAGGAAGAUUACAUGCCAUAAGGAAUCCAUGACUUCUGUAGAUGGGUUGCUACUUUGGGAGACUUCAGCAUCAGGGAAGAUUUCCUGCUGAAACGAUUUGAUAUUGGCUUUGAGUUCAAACCAACAUAUGAUGAGAACCAAAUGAAGAAAAUAAAUCUGCUUCCUCCUGAGCUCAGGUACUGCAAGGGACUAAAGAAAUCGAAGGAGAUAAUAUUCUCCAUACAGGAACUAGACUUUGACAGGAAACAUAAGAAACCAAAGAAUCCCUAUCAACCAAAGCAUGAGAAGAUCAGGUAUGGAGCAUGGUACCUAAAGCCCAAACUAUGGAAAAAACUAAUAAAUGAUGAGACUUUGAUUGACCCCAAGAUCCUAGCUGAAGCUCAACGUGAACCUCCUCCUGACAUUAUUGAAGAUAUUUAUGGAACAAUUGCCUUUAAGGACUUCAUUGUAAGCAAGGGCUACAGUAUGGGAGGAAUCCUUGAGCAGUUGUUCACUAGGAAGGGAUGGCGUUAUAACAAGUUUGUGACCCCUAUACCAAGAGCAGUGGAGGCCCAUGACAGAGCACUGGCUGCUUUUGCAAAAGAAGAUGAUUAGAUGGCUUUUCAUUUGCUAUGUACUUGACUAUAUCUUGCUCUCAUUUUCAACAAUCAGAAUAUAGGAUGAGGAUCCCACCUAGGAUGUACAAUUGGGACAGGUAGCCUGUAAUUUCAGCACUUCAUGCUCUAAAUAUUCCUCAAUUAACUUCUGCUUUGAAUUCAUCAAUAUUUUAGAUGUCAACUGAGAUCAACAUUCAUACAACCUCUUCUCACAUUUUU